Molecule: messenger RNA, 1684 nt
Organism: Nomia melanderi (Alkali bee)
Lineage: Eukaryota; Metazoa; Arthropoda; Insecta; Hymenoptera; Halictidae
Gene: ArgRS-m
Product: arginyl-tRNA synthetase, mitochondrial
Biological process (GO): arginyl-tRNA aminoacylation; mitochondrial translation
Cellular component (GO): mitochondrion
Molecular function (GO): ATP binding; arginine-tRNA ligase activity
Source: RefSeq, a predicted model, not a curated record
CUAUUAUAGAUCUGCAAUAUUUAGAAAGGUUAUAAAACCAUUAUAUAAAAAUAAUGUACAUCAAAGAGAGCUUAUGUCUCGUAUACGUGUGAAAUAUUUCAAUUCAGAUAAAAUGUACUAUUUUGAAGUCCCCCUGAAACCAAAAAACUGUAAUGAAACAGUUAAAAUUGAAAAUAUUGUAAAAACAGAUAUGGAACAAAUUUUUAAUGAAAUUAAAAUAAAAGAUAGUACUGCUUACUUUAGUAUAUCCAGAAAUCAGUAUAUAAAGACCAUUUUAGAAAAUAAUUUUUCUGGUCCAUCACCACCACUGCUUGGAGACAAUAAUAAGAAUGUUAUAGUAGAGUUUAGUUCACCAAAUAUUGCUAAACCUUUUCAUUUAGGACACCUACGUUCCACAGUUACAGGAAAUUAUGUUGCUAAUAUAAAUAGUUUUUUACAAAAUAGAGUUAAAAAAAUAAAUUAUUUAGGUGACUGGGGAACACAGUAUGGUUAUAUUCAACAAGGAAUCGAACUUGGAAAUAUUGAUAGUAAUGAAAUGAAAACAAAUCCUAUUAAGUCUUUGUACAAAGCAUAUGUUAUUGCUAAUGAAUUAGCCAAGACUGAUUCAAGAAUAACUGACCGUGCUAGAGAAAUAUUUAAUCAAUUAGAAUAUGGAAAUGCUAAUAGUAAAGAAUGGCAAACAUUUAAGGAUUAUACUGUACAAGAGUUAGAAAAAACUUAUAAGAGAAUAGGAGUAUCAUUUGAAGAGUAUCAUUGGGAGUCUACGUAUACUGCCUCGAAUAUAAGUACUUUGAUUAAGUCAAUGGAAGCAACAAAGUUGUUAAUGUUGGAUGAAGAAAAUAGAAAAGUUAUUCCUAUAUCUGAAAUAAAAAAUAUACCGCUCAUUAAAAGUGAUGGUUCUACUUUAUAUAUAGUUAGAGAUAUUGCUGCUGCAAUUGAUAGAUUUGAGAAAAAUAAAUUUGAUGUUAUGUAUUACGUAGUAGAUAAUGCUCAGCAUAAUCACUUUACAAAUUUAGUGCAAAUUUUAAAGCGAAUGGAAAUUCCUUGGGCAGAUAAACUAGUGCAUGUUAAGUUUGGAAGAGUUCGUGGUAUGAGUACAAGAAAAGGUACUGCAGUGUUUUUGGAAGAUAUACUUGAUGAAGCAAAGGAAAUUAUGAGAGAAAGACAGAUAAAUUCGGGUACAACUAAGGUUUCCUUAGAUGAAAUGAAUAGCAUUUCCGAUAUUUUGGGUAUCUCUAGUAUUAUCAUCUAUAAUUUGUGCCGGAAAAGAGGAAAAGACUAUGAGUUUGAUUGGGAUACAAUGCUUGAUAUGAAAGGUGAUUCUGGAAUUAAAAUGCAGUAUACUCAUUGUCGCUUAUCUAAUUUGGAACAUAACUCUAGUGCAAGGUUAAUAAAAGAAUGUGAUGCAAGUCUUUUAAAGGAACCAGAAGUUGAUGAGAUAAUUGUAUUGAUUAGUAGAUUUGACGAAAUUAUACUUCAAUCUUAUCAAGAUCUUGAGCCAUGUGUGUUAGUAGUAUAUCUUUACCGUUUAAGCAAGGCGGUCAAUACAGCGUUGAUCUCAUUGAACAUAAAAAAUGAAUCAGCAGAUGUAGGAAAUCAACGAUUGUUACUAUUCCAUGUAUCAAAACUGGUCAUUGCGAAAAUUAUGAAAUUACUUGGUUUAAUGCCAUUAGAAAAAAUGUAA